Messenger RNA from Pseudophryne corroboree (corroboree frog), 1831 nucleotides. It is a transcript of the gene THAP7, whose product is annotated as THAP domain containing 7. Bases 252 to 1580 code for a protein of 442 amino acids. Lineage: Eukaryota; Metazoa; Chordata; Amphibia; Anura; Myobatrachidae. Gene Ontology annotation, cellular component: nucleus. Gene Ontology annotation, biological process: regulation of DNA-templated transcription. The transcript is spliced from 7 exons. The record is from RefSeq and is a predicted model, not a curated record.
CGUGUGCUCUGUGCAGUAACAGCAAUUGUACACACUGCAGCUUGCGGUAGCUCCUCCCGGCCGGCAGGUGGCGGUGCUGCCGCAGCAGCAGAGCGGGUGUCAUACGGAGAACAGGAGGAUAGGGGAAGUGAGGAGAAGGAUGAGGGUUGCUGGAGACAGAUGAGCCUGGAGGACUCUUGUGGGUCGGUAUACCCCCUCUCCCUACACCCAUCGGGCAGGCACAGGCAAGAUCCACGCUUGCGAAGAACGAAAUGGUGCGAUCAUGCUCUGCUGCUAACUGUGUUAACCGCCAGACAGUGCUGACCAAACGCAAGGGAAUAACGUUCCACCGAUUUCCAAAAGAAGAGUCUCGGAGAACGCUGUGGGUGAAUGCUGUGGCUCAUUCUCAUGAGACUGUCGGCAGCGACUGGACCCCUUCCAUCCACAGCUCUCUCUGCUCACAGCACUUCCACGACAAACAGUUUGACCGAACUGGACAGACGGUGCGGCUGAGGGACUCUGCUGUCCCUGUCGUUUUCAGUACAUUCAGUUGCCAAAAGAUGCCUCGUCACUGCUCUGCCCUCGGCUGCACCACUCGCGACUCCCGACUGACCAGAGACAACAACAUCUCCUUCCACAGGCUCCCAAGAAAAGACGACCCUCGUAGAAGCCUCUGGAUUGCAAACUGCAAAAGAACAGACCCCAGUGGUAAUGGGCUUUGGGACCCUUCAUCCGACUACGUGUAUUUCUGCUCCAAGCACUUUGAGAAGAGCUGUUUUGAAGUGGUUGGAACUAGUGGUUACCACCGUCUAAAAGAGGACGCCAUACCCACAAUAUUUAUGUUUUCAACAAAACUGCGGAGAACAUCCAAAGUCAAGACCCAAAAAAAGAAAAAUGCAAAGACUACAAAAACAAAAGGAAAAAGGAAAAAGGACUUUCUAACAAGCGAUAAUACUGCCCGAUCGGAGAGCACCAAUCCUUCUGACAACUUGUGUUUCGACAGCAGAAGGUACGACAGUGUACCCACACAAGAUCUGGUUAACUUUCACGGACUGUGCCCUGAAAACAUUGAUAUUCCAGGUGAUUCUGCUCCAGCUGAAGGGGCCUUGGCAACCACCGUUGACCACCAGAUACAUCCAGAGACCACACUGGAAGAUAUGGAGGUUGCAUCGGUGAUAAAUGGGCGCCUCUCAGACUUAGAAUUGUCUCAUGUACGGGAGGAGAUGUCCUCUGGGAUGUCUCUGAAUACAGAACCUACUGGCCCCGCAGGAGAGGUGCAUGAAACUCCCCGGCCAGUCUCUCCUUCAACAUACAUGAUGCGUAUCCCGCAGCCACCUGGAGCCUAUAUUCAAAAUGAACACAGUUACCAUGUUGGUAACGCGCUCCUGUGGAAGCGAAGGGCAGAGUCGGCGCUGGAGGCUCUGGCCAAGGUUCAGCGGCAGCUGGAGGCUUGCAGGCGGCGGGAACAACGUCUCCGUCUCCGAAUCUCUGCUUUGCAGCAAGAACACAUGCGGGAGAGACGGGCGCAAACAGAUGUCAGAGAGAAACUGAAGGAGCAUCUUCAAGUGUUUGAACUUCAGCUCAUUAAUGACUUUGUAUAAUUAUCCAGAGUGUCUACCAACAGAGAGGGUGAUGCAAAGACUGACUUUAUAUCCGCUCCAUGUUUGGGUCCCCAGCUAACAAUGUUCUGCUACACCUUCCUACCUGCAGAGAUGGGGUUGUUCCUGGUCUUCAGUUUGCAGGACAUCUUUGUAAUUGUUUAAUUUUUUUUAUUUUCAUUUUGUUUUUGAAAGCCUGUCUUGUUGCAUAAUUAAAGCUUGUAUUAAGUGUAGUAUAAAAUACCUACUAUGUU